Messenger RNA from Prunus mume (Japanese apricot), 967 nucleotides. RefSeq names its product zinc finger protein 4-like. The record is from RefSeq and is a predicted model, not a curated record. Lineage: Eukaryota; Viridiplantae; Streptophyta; Magnoliopsida; Rosales; Rosaceae. Gene Ontology annotation, biological process: negative regulation of abscisic acid-activated signaling pathway.
UGAAACAUGGUCACACCAAACUUGAACUUGGAAUAUGAAAAUGAUUCGGAAGUUACAAGCCAAGAAAAUUCCAACAUCCCUCUGCAAGAAGAAUCCCCUGAUCUCUCAAAGGAUAGCACCACCACUUCUUCCUGCCUCACAAAUCAGACAAACCUCCAACAACAAGAUCCGGGGCCUCUUCCCCUCAACUUGACACUCCAGUUUAGCUCCUGUGACAUUGAAUUGAAGGGCACAGGGGAGACUAGCAGUACUGAAGGAGCUGCACCCCCUACUUCAGAAGCAACAAUGCCAAGGGUGUUCUCAUGCAACUACUGCAAGCGUAAGUUCUAUAGCUCACAGGCACUUGGUGGCCAUCAGAACGCUCACAAGAGAGAGAGGACAAUGGCCAAGCGUGCUAUGCGUAUGGGAAUGUUUCCUGACAGGUACACUAGCUUGGCAUCUCUUCCCCUGCAUGGUUCUGCUGCUUCUGCAUUUCGAUCUCUUGGUAUCGAAGCUCAUGCUGCAGUGCACCAAAACAUUAUGAUACCAUCCGAUCAGAGGCUCCCUGUCCCUGACACGAGAGGUGUGGCAAGGUUUCAGCAAGGCUAUUUUGGAGUGCCAAUGUUUAUGGAAGAGGAUGAUGUGGGUAUGUUCUGGCCUGGGAGUUUCCGUCAGGUGGGUGAGGGAGUUGGAGGUCAUCAUUCGAAUAUGCAGUUUUCUCAAAAUCCAACAAUGAAUUCAGGAGGAUCCACCGUGCCACCAAAUGCAAAGACAAGUUCAUCUUCACCUGAUCUUACUUUAAAGCUCUGAGAUUUUUGUUUUCUGUUUAGAUAUAUUACCUUUUAGACAUGCUGCCAUGAAUAGUAUUAUUAACUUUGUACAGUGAGAUAUGCAUUUUUAACGGCUGCAGAUUUCUAAAUUUUUUAUGGCUGUAUUUGUUUAUUUUAUAAGGAUGUUCUUGGUGUUAAUUGCUGCUGAUGUAUAACAA